Messenger RNA from Rhinolophus ferrumequinum (greater horseshoe bat), 4221 nucleotides. RefSeq names its product SLP adaptor and CSK interacting membrane protein (gene SCIMP). The transcript is spliced from 5 exons. Lineage: Eukaryota; Metazoa; Chordata; Mammalia; Chiroptera; Rhinolophidae. Gene Ontology annotation, cellular component: membrane; immunological synapse; tetraspanin-enriched microdomain. The record is from RefSeq and is a predicted model, not a curated record. The coding region runs from base 76 to 816 and encodes 246 amino acids.
UACACACUGCCACGUCUCCACCAGGGGCCUGACUCCUCCCCACUGGGAUGGGCUUCUGUUGGGCCGUUUGGGAAUAUGGGGGCAGCAAGAAGAUUCUGGCUCUUGCAAACUCUUAGGAGUCAGCUUCGCUGGAAAAUGGACUGGUUGCUUGGUGAUGGUGGCGCCUGGGCCUCUCCCUGUGGGCUGAGCAGAAAGGGGAAGUGUGGUCAGUCUGGCACUCGCUGCUCUGAGGUGGGUGGAAGGCCUGUGGGCGAGGAACGCCUGUCAUCAGCUGUGCCUGAGCCACAGCACUUAGGACACUGCUGUCCCCUCCGCCUGUCGCAUAUAGACCCCCUGGCGACCCAGGAACCCCCGGCAAUGGGUUGGUGGAAGACCAAUUUCUGGAUCAUCUUGGCUGUGGUCAUGAUUGUUGUCUCUAUGGUCCUGGGUCUCAUCCUGUACUGUGUCUGCAGGCGGCUGCUUAGACAAGGCAAGAAACUGGAAAUUGCCAAGCCCUGGAAACAAAAGCCAAGAAAUGAAGAAAUGAUGUAUGAGAAUAUUCUCAAUGAAUCACCAGUUCAAUUACCGCCUCUGCCACCCAGGGGCUUGCUUUUUCAACAAGAUGCUUCCCCACAGGAAACCCCGAGUGAGCCAACAGCGAUGUACUCAUUGGUAAAUAAAGAUAAAAAUAAGAAGACAGUUUCCAUCCCGAGCUACAUUGAGCCCGAAUGUGACUAUGACGAUGUGGAAAUCCCUGCAGAAAUGGAAAACCAUCGUUUUGAAACCACUGUUUCUUCUUUUUGGCAAGCUGAAAAGGGUUCACACAGCUUAUUUUAAAACUAUCAAGAACGGUUGAACUUCUACAGGUGCCCGGUCUGGACCGCCAGCGGUAAUGUUAUGAGGCUCUGUAAGAUAAACACUUCCUGAACCUGAGAUAAAGAAGCGUCAACCAUCAAAUGAUUGGAGCCACACAAAAGAUGCGUGCUCAGCCCUGAAGGCGAGAGGAUUCAGGCCUUGCGCUUCCGUUGAGCAAGUUUCCACGGGGAGGACCACUGCGCUCCGUGGCCCCCACCCGUGAAAAACCACGCUGUUCUCCACACUCUACCCCCUUUCCUUCCUUUGUUUGUGUGGUUCUAAGCGAUCUUAAAGCUUGGUGCUUAUUUGUGCAGAUCCUCCCAGGCUCCCAUCACCCAGCACGGCCCCCACAUAUAUGGUCUUUUCCCAGCUAGCCCCACCCACUUCCUGCGUUGAGCACCUACGGGGUGGUAGUUACAGCUGACUGCUCUUGUGCGCAAGUCCCUGCGUCAGCCUGGUACGUUAUUCCAGGGUGGGGCUUGCUCGCUCUUGUGAACCCUCCUCACCAACUCACACCUCAAACCCCAGUGCCUCUCUAUGACGUUGGCCAGAAUGACCUUAGAGAUUCAAGUUCUCACCCAGGUUUUUUCCUGUGCUUCCUGGUUGCACCAGAACAACAGAAGACGGAAGUUACCUUCUGGACCAAAGGACAGAAGUUACGCGUAGAGGUGUCAUAUUGCAAUAUGUGUAUUGGGCUGUAGGAAAAGUAGUUUUCCCCAGGAAACGUCAUGGGGAACAGGAAAGAAAAGGUUAACUAAAUGGCAGGUGCAAGAUGAGAGUUCAGGGGGCUUAUCUCCCUCUUCCAUUACUGCUUCCUCCCUUAUAUAAAGUUCUAUGCAAACAGCGCCUAGACCCUUCCUUCCAGAUCAUGGUUCCCACUGUCUGGGAGGCAGAAACUCUAGUGUGGUGAGCUGCAGCUAGUAAGAUGCCAGGAAAGUGGGCCUCUGUCCUAUUAAAUAAGUGCCCUAGUGUGGUCACCGAGACCCAUGUCAGCUUUGUAGGUUCCUGAAGCUCAUCUAUUCUUUCAAGUUAAUCUGCUAGAGCCCUAGAGCUUGACACAUUUCCCCCUCUUCUUCCGCCUCCCCCUCACCUCACCCCCCUCCCACCUCCCACCAACCCCACUCCGGUUCAAGCCAUAGUUUCUCAGUCUAGUUGUACAGGACACAGCUCCUGGGCUCCCUGGCCCAUGCUGUAUUAUGAGCCUUGAACUCCCCACAGCUGAGGCAGUCACUGGUGAGCGGCUCACAGCAGCUCACAGUAGCCUGUGGCAGCCCACGCCAACCUCUGGCUCCUCAUGCAGCCCAGCUCCAGGGAGAGCCGUUGUUCACAGUCUUAGCUGUAGAGGGCGCAGCUCACUGGCCCAUGUGGGAAUCAAACCUGUGGCCUUGGCGUUAGGAGCACGGCACUCCAACCACCUGGGCCAGUGUGCCUGCCGGAGCUUGACACUUUCUAACCAGACUCACAAGAUGCUGAUUUCUAAGCAUUCCCUGAGAAAUCCAGCUAAUGAGCAAGCUUUUCGGAGAGCACAAUGAACAGUAGAAAAGCCUGGGAGUGAUUCUUGGACUGAGCUCCUGCUCAAGAGAUGGAAAGUGUGUUCCUGCCAUAUCAAGCUUCUCCUCUCAGCUGAUGCCAGACCAGUUCUCUCUCUCUAGACUCCAGGGAGACUUUUAGCUUUCUGUCAGUACCUCCUUAUUUUAGGCCACUGGUUCUCUGACUAUGGCCUUAUGGAACUCUGGGAUCCAUGAACCAAAGGAAGAAACUUCUUCCCCAAAUUAUAGAAAGUAAGCUAAUGGAUAGAAGUGUUUCACGUGUAUGCUUUCCUCUUAUAAAUUUUCUGUAAGUCUUCAUCAUCUAACGUGUCUUAGACUGGGUCUUAUAUUAAUUUUUGCUCCAAAAGAUGCAUUAGGGCUUAUGUUCAGGGGAUGUCAUCCUGAAAAUUCAUGCUAGGGCCUAUUUUCCGGUUAAGUCUUAUUUUCGGGGAAACAUGGUAUGAUGAAAGUUAAAAGCAAAUACCAGGUAAAUGUUAAUUCCUCCUUGCUUUCCGGGACUUCUCCUGGCUCUCCUGCCUGUCUGUCCUUCUCAGUCUGAUUUGUGAGCCCCUCUCUCUGAAACGUCUCUGGUCUUCCUCUGAUUCUCUCCCCAUCCCUGCCCUCAUCUUGCUCCAAACUCUCAUGAGUGAUCUCACCAAUGCCCAUGGACUCAGAGCCCCUCUAUUCUGAUGACUUCCAAUCACAGACUCCAGCUGAGCUCUCUCCUUAGUUCCAGACCGAGUGGCCUCCAGGACAUCUCCAUAUGACUCUCCCCCAGACCCCUCAAGUUCAAUAUAAAGUGAAAGGAGCUAAUUACCUACCCCCACAGGCUCUGCUAUCUUCUUUGUUGCUGAAGUCAGAAACUAGCAUACUAUCUGGAGUCCUUUCCAAUGUUCCCUGCCUCCUACUGAUUGCACCUCUCAAAGAGCUCUCCAAUCAGUCCACAUGUCUCCAUCGCCACUCCUGGGUCAGGUGUUACCAGCACUUGUCAAAAGAACUUCAGUAGCCUCCCAACUGAUCUCCUGCUUCUGGCAUCUCACUUUCCAAUCCCUUUUCUACAUGGCAGCCAGUGGUUUUCUAACAUGAACACCUGACCACUUUAUCCCCUUGCUUAAAGCUCUUCUUUACCCAAUAUCCUCAGAAAAAGCCCAGAUUUCUUAAUAUGGGUUAAAAGAUUUGUCCAGAUCUGGUCACCAGUUAUAUCUUGCCAACCCUCUCCUUGCUCACCUCCUUGCAACUUCCACAGUGCCCAUAUUUUUGUUCUGGCCAUUUAAAAUGACCUUGUCUGUGGUCUCUCUUGCCCUUCUGGAUAUGCACAGUACUCUCCCCUGUCUGGAACAUUCUUCUCCACCUUCUGAUCCCUCCCAUCUCUGCUUAGAUCCUUUCCUCACCACUCCAAAUUUGGCUCUGGUGCCCUCUUAGACAUUCUCUUCUCAUAAACAUGCUUCUCAUAAGCAUAAUUCAGCAUGCUGUAAUUACCUGUCUACCUGUCUUUCUCCUCCACUGGACUGAGUGCAACAUGAGGGCAGAGACUGUGUCUCUCUUUCCCUCAUUGUUCUCUCUGUUCCUGGCAUAAUGCACUGUAGAUGCUUGAUAAACAUGUUGAAUAAAUGAUCAAUUGAAUGAAUGAAUGAAUAAACUCCUCUGGGAUCUCACCACUCCCUGUACAUGUCCCUGUGGAAACACUUCUCCCUCUGCAUUAUGAUUGCCGGGUUAAUUUUCCAUUCUUCUUUCUAAUCUGGAGUUCCUUUGGGAUGGAGCUUGUGGGGUUCACUGCUAUGUUCCAAGCCUCCAGCACAAACCCUGGCACAUAGUAGGCAUUUAAUAAAUAUUUGUUGUAUGUUGGACAUUACGGAUA